Molecule: messenger RNA, 7214 nt
Organism: Mangifera indica (mango)
Lineage: Eukaryota; Viridiplantae; Streptophyta; Magnoliopsida; Sapindales; Anacardiaceae
Product: probable disease resistance protein At4g27220
Exons: 12
Coding region: 4343-4927 (194 amino acids)
Molecular function (GO): ADP binding; DNA binding
Source: RefSeq, a predicted model, not a curated record
GUGUGUGCGCACGCACACUUGCACAUGCAUAUGUGCGUGUCUGUGUGUUUUUAUUCAGUCUUCUCACUUGAAAAAAAAUAAUAAUAAAAGUUAGAGACUUCAUUCAAAAUUCCUCUACAUGACCAAAUUUCCUAUUUGACUUGAGAUAUUUUCAUAUUUUCAAUAGAGAUAUUUGAAGAGUAGGGUGUCUGUCAUGUGGCUGCUUCCUAGAAGUUGCCUUUGUCUUUGUCACAUUAAUUAUCAAGUUGACUCUUCAUUUUCCACCGCAAAUUAACGUGGACAGUGGCAAUUAAAGUUAAAUCGAUCAAACUUGGUGGAACUUUCAUUUCAUGUAUAAAUGAAUUGAAAUGAUAAUCAAUUAUUCGCUGCAAAGUUAUAAGCAAUUGAUUCUUGUUCACUGUAAUCUCUGUUUAUCAUUCUGAAAUACUUUCACUCACAGACCUCUCUGAAAUCAGAUCCCUUCGUUUCUUCUGUUUGCACCUUAGUUGCCCUGUUACUCUGUCUCUCUUACUUUCCUUUAUUUCAGCUUUUUUCCCCCUAUUUCUGGUUCUUUUAAAAAAAAAAAAAAAUUCCUUUUCAAAAUUUCUGAUUUCUUAAAAAAAAUUUUGGCUAUUUCACUUACUGGAAAAAAAAUCAUUUCUCUUAAUUUUGGUGUGUUUUAAUUAUUUUCAUUUUCUUCUCCAGUUUUUCAAACUUGAAAAAAAGUUUUAUAAAAAAUGUUUGAUGUUGCGGGGAGUAUUGGGAGUGCAGUGAGUCCUAUCCUCGAAGUUGGCCAGUGGUUGGCUUUUCCAAUUUGGCGUCAAUUUAAGUACUUGUACAAUUGCACUACCAAUUUGAAAAAUCUUGAAGAGGAAGUUAAGAAGCUGAAGAACACAAAAGAAGAAGUGCAGCAUAAAGUUGAUGCUGCCGAAAGAAAUGUGGAAAAGAUCAAACAGAAUGUUAAGGACUGGCAGAAUGGUGUGGAGAAGACGAUUAUUGAAGCAGAGAAGUUGAUUAAAGAGAAAGAAAACAACCCACGAUGUUUCAAGGGAUUGUGCCCCAACUUCGUCAUUCACUACAAACACAGCAAAAAAUCAUUCAAAUUAAAGCAGAAUGAGAUUGAUCCACUCCUACAGCAAGAAAAGGAAUUGGGUCCGGUUUCCUUUCCUACUACUCCACCAGAGAUAUGGCUUAGAUCUAACGAAGAUUAUUUGGCUUUUAAAUCAAGAAACUCUACUGUUAAUAAUGUAUGGGAUGCUUUAAAUGAUGAGAAUGUGUACAUGAUUGGUGUUUACGGGAUGGGUGGUAUUGGGAAGACCACUCUUGUGCAGGAACUUGGUAGGAAAGCUGAGAAGGAUAAACUCUUUGAGGAGAUUGUUUUUGUAGAGGUAACAGAAUCUCCUGAUAGAAAAAAGAUUCAAACAGUAAUUGCAGACAACUUGGGUCUGAAAUUCGAAAACGAAAGAGAAAUGACUAAGAAGUUAUUUCAAGAAUGAAGGACAAGAAUAUCCUUUUAAUUGUAGAUAAUAUAUGGGAACCUCUAGAUUUGACAACAACAUUUGGAAUUGCUUUUGGAGCUGCUUGUGGGAGAAAUAAACUACUGCUUACAACAAGAAACCUAGAUGUGCUAGAGAGGAUGGGUUCCACAAAGAAUUUCAGAAUGGGCAUUUUAAAUGAAGAAGAAGCAUGGAUCCUACUUACCAAAAUGACAGGUAAUGUUAUUCGGACUCGUGAAUUGCAUUCUCUACCAAAUGAUGUCUGUAAAGAAUGCGGAGGAUUACCUAUUAUCAUUUGUACAAUAGCAAAAGCAUUAAAAAACAAGAGUCAUCCAUCUGUUUGGAAGGUUGCAUUGCAAGAACUAAAAGCACCUUCACCAACAAAGUUCACAGGAUUCCUAGGAAAGGAAUACGCGAAGAUUGCCUUAAGUUAUGAGUAUUUAAGGGAUGAUGAACUUAAGAAAACUUUUUUAAUAUCUAGUCUAUUGGGAAAUAAUUCUUCUAUUUCAGAAUUAUUUAGACAUGUUGUGUGUUUGGAUAUACUUGAAGGGACUAACUUAACAAUGGAAGACGCACGAGAUAGACUAGAUAAAUUGGUUCGCGACCUCAAAGAUGCUUGUUUGUUAUUUGAUGGGUUAAGAAGUGAACAAUUUGCUAUGCAUGAUGUUAUUCGUGAUGUUGCCUUAACAAUUGCAUAUGUCGAUCACCAUGUGUUUACAAUGAGAAAUGACGUUGAACGAGAAUGGAAGGAAGGAGAUAAACUAAAGAAAUGCACAAAAAUCUCUUCACCUUAUAGUAGUAUCAUUAUUAGUAAGCUUUUGCCAAAUGAUUUGGGUUGUCCAAAUCUAGAAUAUUUCUAUAUGUGGAACUCUUUGUUCAAAAACUCUUGUUCAACAUCCCGAAGGGCUUCUUUAUAGUGAUGCCAAAGCUUAAAGUAUUGAAUUUAUUUGGACUACAACAAUCUUCAUUGCCAUCAUCAAUUGAUCUUCUGAGGAACCUUCAAACUUUAUGUUUAGAUUAUAGCAAAGUUAAAGAUUUUACUAUCAUUGGAAGGCUAAAGACGCUAAAAGUUCUUAGCUUGCAAAAUUCAGUUAUUGAGGAGUUUCCUAUAGAAAUGAGUCAAUUGACUCAACUAAGGUUGUUAGAUUUAAGCAAUUGUUGGAAGUUGGAAGGUAUGCCUACAAAUGUGAUAUCGCAAUUAUCCCAAUUGGAAGAUUUUUUUUUGAAGGGAUGCCCUAUUAAGUGGAAAUAUGAAGAACUCGCAGAAUUGAAACUCUUGUCCAAACUCACCAGUUUAGAAUUGGAUAUUAAAGAUAACAAUGUGUUGCCUAGAGACUUCUUUUCCAAAGAGCUUAAAAGGUACAAAAUAUCAGUAGGAGAUUGGUUUUUCCGAUAUCCAAUAAAGAGCAACCUAGUUGAGAAUUUAAGGAUUUUAAAAUUUCAAUCUAAUUCUACUGUCUCCCUAGAAGAAAUAUGCGGAAUCAAGAAAGUUGAAGUCUUAUGCAUAGCCAAAUCUUCAAAUGAUGCAAAGGAUCUUGAUGAAACGCUAAUGAGGCCAUUAUUUAAUGAGAAGGUUAUUUUUACCGAUUUGAUGAGCUUGGAAUUGGUCAAUAUUAAUUUUGGAAAGAUUUUGGAGAGCAAACUUUCAACUUCUUCUUUUCAAAAUUUGACACAUUUGAUUUUGGAGAGAUGUGAUAAAAUAAAACAUGUGUUUCCAUUUUCUACAGCCAAAAGUCUCUAGCAACUUCAAUAUGUUGAGAUAAAGGAUUGUAAGAUUUUAGAGAAGAUUGUUGAAGAAGAAGAAGAAGAAAGAGCAGAAGUUGGUUAUUCUACCUUUCCACAAAUGACUCAAUUAAAGCUCAAAAUUUUACCAAAACUUACUGUUUUCUAUUUACGAGCACAUGCUUUGGAAUUGCCAAUGUUAAAAACAUUGGUGAUAAAUUAUUGUCCAAAUUUUGCUUCAACAUAUCAAGGCUUCCAAGAUAAUAAUAAGAAGGGUAAAGUUCAAGUUUCAGAGUCAAAAUCCAUUUGCUUGGAGCAUAAGAUCAAUUCUAAUUUGAAGGUAUUUGAAUGGAUUGAUGGUAGGGAAAAGAGAAGGAUUUGUUGGCAAAGUCAAUCUAAAACUCUUACAAUAUGCAACACAAAUAUUCCAAUUGGACUCCUUAAGAGAUUUUACAAUCUGAAAAAGCUUGAACUAUUUGAAAUUCAAAACAAAGAAAUUAAAGGCCUAUUUGAUCUGAGAGAUCUUGAAGUUCUACAUGUACUUUCCUGUCAUAGAUUGAUGAGUCUACUCUCAUUCUCAGCUUCUUUCCAGAAUCUUAAAGUUCUAAAUAUAUGUUCUUACCACGGCUUGGUGAUGAAGUUGAUAACACCGUCAAUGGCUAAAAGUUUGGUGCAGUUGAGGGAAAUGAGUAUACACUAUAUUGAAACAUUCACUGAAAUAGUAGAAUAUGAGGGAGAUGCAACGACAAUGGACAUUGUUUUUGACAAUUUAAACAAGUUGUCACUCACAAAUUUAGAAAAUCUCAUAUGCUUUUGUUCCGGAAAUUACUCUUUUAGUUUUCCAUCUCUGGAAAGGUUAAUUAUAGAAAGAUGCCCCAAUAUGAAGAUUUUCUCUCCAGGAAGCUUAAGCACACCAAAGUUACACAAUGUCUAUUAUGAGAAGAAGCUGUAGAGAUUGGGGAGAAUGACUUGAAUACAUCUAUACAACAAGCAAACAAAAAAAUGAUUGUUCAGAAUUCUAUGAUAGAAUGGCAAAAUGAGUAGAAGAAGCCGACAUCGUUUGACAAAAUGUUAGUGCUUAUCCACAGAAAGCCAUAUGAAGAUUUUCCAGACUGUUGUCCUUGUCAGAACUAUGUCUGUACCCUAUGUUGAUCUAUGAUCAUGUUUGUGUUAGGGCCAAAGUGUAUACAAAGAACAACAGGCUGAGAGAGUCUUCGGCAGCGAGCUUCAAUUCCACACCAGGUGAUCGAGGAGCAAGUGGAAUGAAGGAUUUGGUCAUAAGCCAAGUAUCGUCAAGAGGAGAAGAGGACUGGAACAUGAUGAUGAGCAUGGAAGAUGAAAAAGAAAGCAGCACUGAAUGUCCUCUGAGGAAGAAGCUCUGUCUCUCCAAGGAACAAUCUUGUCUUCUCAAAGAAAGUUUCAGGCAAAACCAUACAUUAAUCCCUAAACAAGAGGCGUUGGCAGUGAAGUUGAAGCUGAGGCCACAGCAAGUUGAGGUGUGGUUUCAAAAACUUAGGACCAGACUGUUGCUGUCCCCUGGAGCUGACUCAGGUGCUAACAGGCUCGAAAUAGGAGUGAUUGUGUUCUUGUGUGAAUGUAAUAAGGAAAGAAAGAUAGUUGGUGUGGAGUUGCCAAAUGUAGAAGUGAGAUAUAAGAAUUUGAUAUUGGAAGCUGAUUGUGAGAUUGUUCACAGAAAGCCCCUCCCAACUCUAUGGCUCAUUUUCUAUUAAGCCUAAAAUUGACAUAAUCUGUUCUCGGUCAACCAUACUGAUCUUCCAUUACAUAUGUAGUUGAAUUAUUGUUGUGGAAUUCCAAUGGCUUGUGGUAAAUUGAUGUUACCUUUAACUUAUAGAGGAUACGUUGACCUUUCUAUUUCUAUCUUGUGCUUCUUGACUUCUGAAGGUCUUUUGAUAGUAAACUUUUUUGUAAGAUUAUAAUUUCUUAUCCAAUUAAUAAUUCGUGUAUUUAAGCAUAGGUAACCCUGAAAUUGUUCUUCUCAUGUCAGAACCAAUAUGUUUGGGUCACACUGUCAUAAGUUUUACAUCCUCUUGGGGGAAUCUGUAUAUAGUUUAAUGGAAAUGCCUUACACUUCAGUUUCUCAGCAAAAGUUUUACUUUUGAACCCAAGUACCCAAUUUGUAUACGAAAAUUUAACAAUUUGUUGUUUUGCCUUGAGAUACUCUAUUAGAGAUUAGACUGAAUUCCAACUGGCUUCAGAAAAUAAUGCGGAAAACUCUUUUCUGCUAGAAAUUUUGUAAAGGAAAAUGUAAACAGCUGCUGGGGAAUGUAUACUUAAGUUCGCUUGAAUUAUUGCAGGAUGAUUCUUCUGCUUGGCCCCCAAGUUCCAGGAAGACCGCACUUUUAAUGGCUCUUGCAGGAACUCCUGACAAAUCUCUAAAGGUUUCAGAUUUUCUUUGUAACUCACCAUCAUUUUAAAUACAUUUGGAAUGUUACUGUCUUGAGUAUCACUCAUAUGCACGAUUCUAUAACUAAGUAUCUAACUUGCUUAAACAUGAUAGAAUCAUAAAAGAAAAGCUCGAGGCAUCACAAGUACACAUCUUUUAUAGGUCUCCUAAUUUUGUAAUAUUUGAUUAUACCUCCCCUUUUACUGUUCUGUUAUAUUCUGCUGCACAAACCAAAGGUUUCUCUCCUAUAUAUUACAAAUAGAAUUUAGUUUAAUUUCUUAGAUUACCCUGCAACUUUUUCCAGAAGGAUCAAGUCUAUUUUGUAGUCAUAUGUUUAUUUACUUUUAGCUUGAUGCAAGCUAUAAUAUUAUCUUAGUUUUAUUUCCUAAUUUACUCAGUUUUGCUUCUGUUUUCUUCAGCUAAUUUACUUCUCUAUUGUUUGCUAUCAUAGUUUGAUUUCCUAUUGUACUCAGUUUUGCUUCUGCUUUCUUCAAAGGUAACAAGGGAAAAGUUUUCUUUAGUGGUUACCAGUUGGAUGAGUUUGUUCCCAGAAAACAUUGGCUUAUGUAUGCCAAAAGAUCUGCUUUUUGCAGAAAUGACUAAGGGAAACACUCGAUUUUUCUACCUGAUAUCUUGGUGUUGGAAACCGAGGAAGUAGGCUUCUUUAAAUUUUAAUACAGUGAAGUUUUAGUCAUAGCCACCUUAUCAAUUCCCAAGAGUAGUUGAUAGGUACAGAGCAGUUUUUUUUUUUUUUCUGCCUGUGGAGAUAUGAUGAUGGGAGUCAGUAAAAGAGAUGUGAACCGAGAUACUUACAUGAAGGUAUCUUCAACAUAUUUGACCUUUUUUAAAUAUCUGAUGUUUUGUUCUAUAUGUUGUUGCUACAUGUGAAAUAUCCACGGCAUUGGUUGUUAUAACAGGCAAUGUCUACCUUCAAACAGAUCAUGUUUUAAAAGUAUUUCUCUUUAUUGAAGCUGUAGCCACAUUUUUUUUGGUUAUUUGUAUCAUGCAAAUGCUUUAAGUUAAAAUCUUAACUGUCUUGUGAUUUCCCAGGCCCUUGUACUCAAUAUCUUUGCUGACACAAUGGUGGGAGAUGAGAUGAGAAGAGGCAGCUCUGGAGGUCAAAAAAUGAGAUUGAGUACAAGUAAAUUUUCAUAAAUGCAUCUGCUCUCCCUCCACUUGGAGAGGUUGCAUGUCUGCAGCAGCUGGUGCAUAUCAGGGAUGCUACCGAAUUGAUUUCACUUCUUUCUCCAGCUUCAUAAACCUUUGAAAUCUUUGAUGACAUCAUUUUGAUGUGGAAGGAAAGGUUGUGUAUUAAGGACCACACAUCAAGUAGUAGAAUUUUUCUGUGCCUUGUAAUUGUGAGGCUCUAGAAUCCCUUGGCACUUUACCCGUCUUUAACAACUAUGGUUCUUUUACUUUAUCACAGUUCCUCAUAGGCUGAUGCAUCUUUCUUUUUAAUAUUACUUCUAUUUUAAUGUUAUAAAAUCUAUCUACCUUUAUUCUUUCUUGACUUUUGUUUUAGGAUCAAUGUAAUUAAGAGUUUGUAAGCAUGCUUAUAGUUUGUGUAAUUUUAUUAUAGUGGACAAUAUGAUUCAGGUGCUUGAAAAGAUAAA